Messenger RNA from Emiliania huxleyi CCMP1516, 1412 nucleotides. RefSeq lists its product as hypothetical. Gene Ontology annotation, molecular function: protein binding. The transcript has 3 exons. The coding region runs from base 667 to 1278 and encodes 203 amino acids. The record is from RefSeq and is a predicted model, not a curated record. NCBI's taxonomy places the organism in Eukaryota, Haptophyta, Isochrysidales, Noelaerhabdaceae.
CUGGCGGCAUGAGCGGCGCCCUCCUCCCAACCCGCUGCCUCGCCGACCUGGCUCGUGGCGACCUGGCCUCGCUGCGCGGCUUCCUCUCCGGGCAGGGGACGCGCGGCACGUCGCUCGCGGCCCAGCUCGACGCGCGGCACGACACCGAGAAGCAGGACACGCUGCUGACCUGGGCCGCUCGUCACGGGCAGGCCGAGGCGGUGCGGCUGCUGCUCGAGGGCGGCGCGAGCGUCGGGGCGACGACUGGCGGCGGCGCUUCCGCGCUGUAUAUCGCGUGCCAGGAGGGGCAGAUUGAGUGCGUGCGGCUGCUCGUCGAGGCUGGCGCGGCGACCGACCAAGCCCAUCGGAACGGCGCCACGCCGCUGCUUGUCGCGUGCCAGAAGGGCCACCUCGAGAUCGCCCGGCUGCUCCUCGAGGCUGGCGCGGCGGUGGCUCAUGCAGACGCUGAAGGCCUCACGCCGCUAUACGUCGCGUGCUACAUGGGCCACUUCGAGAUCGCGCGGCUGCUGCGCGACACUGGCGCUGACAUCAACCAGGCCGAGGAGAGCGGCGUCACGCCGCUGCUCGUUGGCGUGCCAGGAGGGCCAGCUCGAGUGCGUUCGGCUGCUUCUCGAGGCCGGCGCGGCGGUCGGCCAAGCCAAGCAGAGCGGCGCCACGCCGCUGUUCAUGGCGUGCCAGAACGGCCACCUCGAGGUCGCCCGGCUGCUCCUCGAGGCUGGCGGGGCGGUCAACCAAGCCAAGGAGGACGGCGCCACGCCGCUGUACAUCGCGUGCGAGAGAGGCCAGCUUGAGUGCGUGCAGCUGCUUCUCGAGGCUGGCGCGGCGGACAACGAAGCGGACGAGGACGGCGCCACGCCGCUGUUCAUCGCGAGCCUAAACGGCCACCUCGAGUGCGUCCGGCUGCUUCUCGAGGCCCGCGCGGCGAUCCGCGGCUGGACGCCGCUCGCGCACCUUGAGACCCUCACCGCCGCCCGCACCAACUCCCUCCUCCGCAGCGGCGCAAGCUUGCACGAGGGCGAGCCGACGCCGUUGCGGCGCGCCGCGGGCGGCGAGGGCGAGGCGGCGGCGCUGGUCCGGCGGGCGGCGGCGCCGUGGUCGCCGGCAAGCCACUCGCUCUUCCCCGCGGCGGCCCGCGCGCGGGCGGCGCUCCUCGUUCUCUCGCUCUACGAGAUCCACGAGCGGUACCACCUCGACUCGGCAGGAACCACGAACGGCAUCGCGGCGCUCGACUUUGGCCACUGCGUCUUGGGCUUCGCCAUCGCUCGCGAGACGGAGUAGGGCAGCUGCGGUGAGUGGUUCUGUAGCCUCUCUGUACAUGCACUUUCUCAUCCGUCACCCCGCCCCCUUCCCCUUCCGGAGGCGGAGCCCACCAAGCACCAUGGCCUCGCUCGCGCCCACCCGGACCACGACGU